Molecule: messenger RNA, 1271 nt
Organism: Cottoperca gobio
Lineage: Eukaryota; Metazoa; Chordata; Actinopteri; Perciformes; Bovichtidae
Product: dual specificity protein phosphatase 22-B-like
Exons: 7
Coding region: 229-822 (197 amino acids)
Biological process (GO): signal transduction; protein dephosphorylation
Cellular component (GO): cytosol
Molecular function (GO): protein tyrosine phosphatase activity
Source: RefSeq, a predicted model, not a curated record
UGGAGGCGUCAAAGUCUUUAUGAUAUCCCGGGUCACAAACAAAGUCAUCAGGGGUGGUUUGAAAACGAUGAGACACAUUAACAGUGACUUCAUGGGGAGAAGCCUAGACCGGACCUUAAAACGUGUGGAACACUAGAUGAUACACUUUCACCAAUCUGGUAAAAAAAAAAAAAAAAAUCUAAAUUGUGCUCUAAGCUUGAUGUGCUUUUCUUGAGACUUUUGGCUGAUAUGGGUAACGGAAUAAAUAAGGUUCUGCCUCAUCUGUAUCUCGGAAAUGUCAAAGAUGCACGAGACAGGGAGCUAUUGGUGCAGCACAACAUCACCCACAUCCUGUCCAUCCAUGACACAGCUGCACCCAUCCUGGAGGACAUGACGUACCUGUGUAUAUCUGCUGCUGACAACAGGCUGCAAAACCUGAGUCAGUACUUCAGAGACAGCAUCAUGUUUAUCCACGAGUCCCGACUGAAAGGAGAGGGCUGCCUUGUUCACUGUGUGGCAGGAGUGUCCCGCAGUGUGACUCUGGUGGUGGCCUACAUCAUGACGGCGACGGGCCGUGGCUGGGUGGAGUCUCUGGCGGCGGUGAGGGCGGCUCGGCCGUGUGCGGGGCCCAACCUGGGCUUCCUCCGGCAGCUGGAGGAGUUUGAAAACAUAGAACUGGCAGAAUAUCGAGCCUGGUGGAAGGACCGAUACGGGAAGAACUCGUUCAACGAUGAUGAGGAGGUGGAAGCCCUUUUAACUCGGAAAUCUAACAGCAGCAAUACCAUUACGACCAGCAUCACUCCUGAACUGGGCACGAGUGGCACAUUAAAAAAUGUCUUCUGAGAGUCUCGUCUUCCCUGAACUCAGGCAGCCGAGGGGCUGGUGGGCUUCUGCUCGGACCAUUAAACCCACAAGGACCAGACCAGCUGUUUGCCUUCAUCAUCGAUCCUGCAGAGAGAAGCUAACGGAACACGUUCUGUAUCGAUGCUUGCAGAUGGGUUUAGGAGUCAUGUGAGUAGGAGGGAUUUUUCUUGGCAUUAUCUCGGCCCCCCUCGUUAAGUCAUGUCCUUGCCUCAAACUGUCAAAACAACAUGCAAGGGCAGUCAAGCAUGACACCAAGGAAAUAUGUACAUACGGUCCACAGUGAGAACACUUUUUGCUUUUAGUUAUGCUGUGUCUUCUACUUUAAAUAUGAGUAUCACACUUUUACAGAAUGUAUUUAUUUAUCAAAAGUGCUUGUUUAUUUUUGUUUGUAUUUUAAAGUGUAUUGUUCUCUCAAUUCAUGCCAUUAU